GGCUCAGAAACUGGCCACCAAGGGCGGUCCGGCGGGCGCGCGCUUGCGCCGUACCAUCGCGAUUGGGAAAAAAAAACCGCAUUAGAAGCGGGCGGGGGUAUGUCACAAAAUCCCCAUUUGCCCUAGGUUGUGAGCAGAAAUUCGGCAUCUUCUCCGGGUCUGAAAUGGCCGAUUUUGGUGGCCCAGCCCGGGUUCUUUGGUUUGCGGUUUUCCACAUACCUUCUUGGCCAGGAGGCCAGUUUGUCAUGCAGGGGGCUAGAAAGGAUGCCCCGCUGCGAA
This is a messenger RNA of Amoebophrya sp. A120, 279 nucleotides long. The record is from the annotation of a GenBank genome assembly. Lineage: Eukaryota; Dinophyceae; Syndiniales; Amoebophryaceae.